Molecule: messenger RNA, 1846 nt
Organism: Daphnia pulicaria
Lineage: Eukaryota; Metazoa; Arthropoda; Branchiopoda; Diplostraca; Daphniidae
Product: pinopsin-like
Exons: 6
Coding region: 248-1780 (510 amino acids)
Biological process (GO): G protein-coupled receptor signaling pathway
Cellular component (GO): photoreceptor outer segment; membrane
Molecular function (GO): G protein-coupled receptor activity
Source: RefSeq, a predicted model, not a curated record
AUUAUAUACUUUGUCAUGUCUCGUCUCACCAGACAUCAGAGGGGAUGCUGGCGCGCGUGGGACGCAGAUGGCGCGCUAUAAAAGUCAAAUCAACAUUGGACAGGACUUGCUAUUAGUCCGCGGGUCAUGGCACGCUCACAUCCUCUCCAAACAUUGCGCUAUACUCGUCGCUUGUUGACUCGCUCGAAAAAUUUCAUUCCGUAGUCUAGUCUAGACAAACGUCAACAACACAGAAGAUUAAUUGAAGAUGGCGUUCGUCAACAGCAGCAGGGGGAGUAUUCUCUUGAUUGUGUUGACGAGCUUCUUGUUUUGUGUGAGUAGUGAAAGCCCGGGAGGAAGGAAAUCGUUGGAUGGAUACAGUUAUUCACGGCAAGAGUACUACGACAUGUUAUUGUCCGUCGCCAAUUAUUCGGAAGAUUCAACCUCAGCCGGCCAUCGUCUGUUGAUGCCCGUUUGGGCUUACAAAUCAGCCGCUGGUUAUCUUCUCUUCGUUAGCGUCAUGGGAUUGACCCUGAAUAUUAUCGUCGUCCUUGUUCUUCUCAGCGAUCAACAGAAAAUGACACCUUUAAAUUGGAUGCUGCUCAAUUUGGCUUGCUGCGAUGGGAUCACCGCAGGUUUCGGGGCACCCAUAUCGAUUACAGCUGCUUUCCAUUCCGGUUGGCCAUUUAGCCAAGAAUUGUGCGCUGCUUACGCCAUGAUUAUAUCAACUGCUGGCAUCGGAUCAAUCACAACGUUAUCAGUUCUGGCCAUUUUGCGAUGUAAAAUCGUCGUCCAAAAUCACGUCUACUCAGCCAAUCGGUUCAGCGCUUUCACGACUCGCAGUGUCCGUCUUGGAUGUCACAAAGCCACGCUCCUUUUGACGCUCAUCUGGAGUUACGUCCUGCUGGUCACCUGUCCGCCCAUGUUUGGAUGGGGCCAAUACGACCGUGAACCUGCCCAAAUAAGUUGUUCGGUGAAUUGGGAAUUGCAAAUUGGUAGCAACCGAUCGUACAUCUUCUACAUCUUUACAUUCGGAUUGAUCGUUCCAACGGUGGUCAUUUUCGUCUGCUACUCCAACAUUUUACGCGAAGUCAGAAAGGUCAAGACUGAAAUCAAUAGGGGAAGCAGUCUGAAGACUAGUCGUCGUUUGCAUCAAAAGCAACUGAGUUUCCAGAGCGAAGCGGCCGAGAAACGGUCGACGGUGAUGGUGGCCGUCAUGAUCGGUGCCUUUCUGAUCGCCUGGACUCCUUACUCCAUUCUGGCGCUCACCGAGACGUUCAACGGCAAAAAUUACGGCGAUUCCUCCAUUUCACCCGUGUUGGCCACUGUACCCAGUCUCUUGGCCAAGACGUCGUCCGUCCUCAACCCCAUCAUUUACGGAUUCUUAAACACUCAGUUCAAAUUGGCUUGGAAGAAAAUGGCGUUGCGGUUUCUCCGUCGACAUGGCCAGAAACUGGGCAAAGAUCGUUCCAUUACUGCCGGACUGACAACAACAUACAUUACUGUGAAACCUUCCAUCAUCUAUCACCUACCAACGAAAGAACUUACCGAAGGAUAUCAAAUUCAGGGAAUUGUCAAUAACGUUCCUCCUCAACAUCAAUUGCAGCCAGUCAAGUUGAUCACCGGGAAUAAGUCUCCGUCGCUAUCAGCCGCAAGUCCGGAAGAGUCCAGUGCUGGAAUAAAAGAACAGGAGGAGCAGCAGCCCGUCUUGUUGGUGGUCGUCCGCUACGUGUCGAGCAGUAUCAUCCAUCAUUUGCAUACUACAUCCGCAGGAAACUCGGGGAACUGGACAAUGACGUAAAUGCAGUCACAGUUCGCUAUACUUUUAAUGAUAUUUGUACUUGAAAAAAAAAAAUAAAAACUCUUU